This is a messenger RNA of Betta splendens (Siamese fighting fish), 5352 nucleotides long. It is a transcript of the gene ciita, whose product is annotated as class II, major histocompatibility complex, transactivator. Lineage: Eukaryota; Metazoa; Chordata; Actinopteri; Anabantiformes; Osphronemidae. Gene Ontology annotation, molecular function: protein binding. The record is from RefSeq and is a predicted model, not a curated record. Gene Ontology annotation, biological process: positive regulation of MHC class I biosynthetic process; positive regulation of MHC class II biosynthetic process; inflammatory response. The transcript has 22 exons. Bases 136 to 4956 code for a protein of 1606 amino acids.
UGAAAUCGUUGCUUGCAGGUCAUCGAUGCCUCCACAAAGAAGUGAAGCCAGGCUUUGAACACGCCGCCCCUUCAGCCUCACAAACACCUCCCUCCAAUAACGUGAACGCCUCCCAACCAAAACCUUGUCUCUUUAAUGUGGAAAAAGCAAACUCAGCCAUUUCUCCCAGCGGCUUCCCUUCAGAUAGACCUUGAUGUUCGGGAGGUCAAGCUGCUCCAGACGACCAUGGUCCAGUUCGAGGAGGUUCUGGGCUGCGUGCGCCUGGCUCUGACCUGGGCCGCCCCAGCCCAGAUCCGAGCUCUGCUGGAGGGUUUGGUGGAGCAGGAGAUCAUCUCGGAGGCCUACAGCAGGAGCCUGGCUCUGCAUCGACUCGCUGAAGGGAUCUGCAUUGACCGCGAGCCACCGUGUAGCCCAGGAACUCAGGACCACAGCCUGGAAAACCUGGAGUCGGUAUUUUUGCUGGACGAGUCCUGGACGUAUGGAUGCCAGCUCACUGACGGAUACAACCAGGACGAGGGGUGGGAAGCAGUAAUAGAUGAAGACUACCUCAGCAUCAGGUCCACACCGAGCGUGUGUGAAACACAGAGCAGCCGCGACGAUGAGAUGCCAGAAGUGCUGAGAAGUGCAGAUCCAAUGCAGAAGCCAGCAAGUGAUAGUGAAAGAGCCGAGGAGGGGAUUUCAGCCGCUGAGAGGGAGUGGUUAGAGCAGGUAGAGGAGGCAGCCCGGCGGGUGGCUGUGCCUCUGUGGCAGCACUGGGACCGAGGGCGAACGAUGCUGCUGCCUAUGCUUCCUUCUGCGCUCGCCGAACGCCAGACGAGUCAACGCUCACCCGCUGGAGAACAAUGCUGCCUUUUAAAGAUGGAAGAGGAAACGGGGCUUGCAGCAGCCUGCAGGUCGCUGGGUUUCUACACGGACAACUUCAGGGGGGUGAACGCAGACGCCUGCUCCUCGCUGGAUGCAGCUGAAACCACCCGGACGCCAGAAGACCUGUGCUUGUGUCCGGAUGGCGGCGCGGCGCUGCCCGGCCUGGACGCGGAUCCUUUCAGCGCCUUUGGGGGAGCAGGAAGUCCCUCACCGGUGGAGGACGGCGUGAAAACGAGCCCCAACGGCCUGGCAGACGAGCCGGAGGACCCUCUCCCCACAGCAGAGGAGCUGAUGAGCUGGAGCACAGAGGACGGAUUCACGCAGGUCGCAGAACUACUUUCGCCUUCUGCACUAAGAGACACUUUUACUAUUGCAACAGAGAGUUUAUGUUCUGCAACCACACACCACAGCGUGACGUCAGGCUUCACAGAAACUAUAGAAAAUGUCUUUCCAAGUGUUUUUGGCACAACACGGAGCAGCGCCGAUGCCCUGCCAGCCUCCCCUGACGGCACAGAGCAUGAGGAGAAGCUGGAGUCGCACUGGGGUGCCAAGAUGCAGGAAGAAGACCAGGACACUUUGCUCCCUACUGAAUAUGGAGAUCUGCCAGAUGAUAUAUCUGAAUUCAUGAAUGACAAAUAUCUGCUGGAAACAGACAGGCUCUUUGAAGACUUUUUUAACUACGACCUCGACAUCCUCAGUGAUCUGUGUCUGUCAGACUUGUCCAGUUUGAAUCACCAGCAGCGGGAGGACAACAAACCAGCACGCAACACAAACAAAAGGCGGAAGAGACAAAGAGCUGCUCCGUCAAAUCAGGGCAGCGAUGACAUCACACCACCAAAACCCAAAAGGCAGCGACCAGGUCGAUCAAACCCCAAAGAGGCACGGACUCAACAUGUUGUGACACACAACACUGAAGCAGGACCAGACCUGAGUCCGGUCAAAACGCCAGAACUCCCCACGCCUCCGCCCAGAAUCAUACACGUGUCUCCGCCCAUCCAGUUCAUCAUCCCAGACACGGCGGGCUGGAUCUCACCACAACUGAUCAGACUCCCAUUCCCACGAUCCGCUUCUGCACCUACUUACAUACUGGUUCCUGCUUCUCCACCUCCCUGCAAACCCCAGGUUCCUCCUCUGUCUCCAGUGGACGGCGCUGUGGCACCGGUGCACAUGAGCUCAUCCCCUCAGGGAUCAGCCACAGCCAGCAAAGCCAUAUCUCCACCGCCACUGUCUCCAAACAACGAGAUUUCCCCGUGUAAAGAAUCGCCCCAGUCUCCCUCUGUCCUCGAUUUGCCUCAAGCUACAAAGGACUACAUUCAGGACUCCAAAGCCCAUGUGGGCCGAACCUGCAUGGACAUGGAGGAGGGCCUGAGUCUGGCUGCUCAUUACGUGGACAGGCAUGUGAGCCAGAAAGAGGCCCUUCGCUCUGGGAAAAACACCAUCAAAUGUCUGGACAAGGAGUUGGUGAUCAUGGGGGAAACGGAUCGGCAGAGAAGCCUGAUCGGCCAGAGUCAGAUCUUUGACGGCUUCAAUGGAGACAAACCCAAACGCUACAUUUUUCUGUUUGGCAACGCCGGCAUGGGAAAAAGCACCCUGAUCAGGAAGCUGUGCCUGGAUUGGUCCAACGACUGCCUCCCACAGUUUGACUUUGUGUUCCUGCUGGACGGGAAGGCCCUCACCUUAACGGAGGCCGCCCACAGCCUUCAGACGCUGCUGCUCAACCUCUCCACCUUCGCCGCCCCCUGCGCGGAUGCCGACGCCGUGUUCGCUCAGAUUCUUGCAGCCCCCAAGCGCGUGCUCGUCAUUUUCGACGGGUUCGAUGAGCUGCGGGACUAUGAGAUUCUACUGCAGAACCAGGAGAAGGACGUGAUGAGCUCACUGCAGAAGGACAGCAGGGCCCCGACCUUCACCGUACGGCAGCUGUACGCCGCCGUUCUUCAGAGGGUCCUUCUUCCAGGCUGCACGCUCCUACUCUCCUCGCGCCCAAAAGGCACCGCCAGCCAGAUACUGCGACGGGCAGACAGCUUCCUGGAGGUGUGUGGCUUCACGCCCGCCGACGUGGAGACGUAUCUGUCGCGGUACUUCACUGACGCAGCCCUCAGAGCCUCUGCUUCGGGCUGCUUGAAAGACUGCAGCUUCCUGCGCCUCCUCUGUUGGAACCCGGGGCUGUGUCGCUUGGUGUGCUUUGUUUUAGAACACUCCAAAGGUCCCGAGGACCUGCCGAGAACUUUAACCGGCCUGUGCCAUCAAGUGCUCCGUCUAAAGAUAGAACUGGACUGCAGAAGCACAGCCUCCCCUGCAGGAGGUCAGACUCAGGAACCAGAACAAUCUGCUGAGGAAACUAAGAGUCAAAUCUCCACCAAAGCGCCUAAAAGGUCCAGAGCCCAACUUCACACACGGUCUCGCACCCAAAAAGCAAGAAGGACAAAAAAGCAGAAGGACAGUGAGGAGGCUGAAGGAGAGACAGAGGCUCCUGGAAGUGAGCUGGACAGAAAGGAGGAGAAGGAGCUGCUUGUGCAGCUGAGCUCGUUGGCGUGGGAGGGGGUCAAGGCCAACUCUUCCGUCCUCCCCAAAGACCGGACCGUGUCGGACCAACUCAGGGCCUUUGGCAUCAGGAUGGGGCUCCUCCUCUGUCGCCGCCUCGGGGCAAAAACAGCUGUGUUGAACGGUGAGAAGGAGGAAAAAAAGGAACUAGGAGGCAAGAAAGCAUUAACAGCAUCAACAGGAAGCACCGGCGCCAGAGACGAGCACAUUUUGCUGUGGGCCAACCCCUUCCUUCAGAGCUACCUGGCAGCGGCUCGGCUGUCGUUGUCAAGGUCCGUGUCGGAGCGCAGCUUCCUCCAGACGCUGCCUUUCCAGGCAGGUCCGAAGGGACGCCGGCGGCCUCAGCGGGAGGAGCACGAGCUCACGCAGCGCUUCGCCGCCGGCGUCCUGUUUCACAAGAAAGCGGAGCUGCAGCGGCUGCACUCCUACGCCGAGGGCGUCAAAGACACGCUGGUCAACAAGCAGGCUCUGGUAAGAAAACACCUGCAGAGUCUGUCCCACGGGGACCUGAGCCCGGCGCAGGUCCUGGAGGCGUGCCACUACGUGUACGAGGCCAGUUUCACGCACGGCGGCGACAGCGGGGACACCUCGCGGCUGCUCAGCGACCUGGCAGCCAAGCUGCCCGAGGCCCAGACCUUCUCCGGGGUUCCGCUCAACCCGCCGGACGUGUUCGCUGUGCAGAAAGUUCUCGAGAGAGGAGGAAGUGAGGGCAGACGUUUCUGCCUGGAUCUGGAGAAUUCUGGGGUCCAUGUUUCUGGACUCAGAGCUCUGGUGGGGCUCAGCAACAUCAGCACAUACAGGGCCUGCAUCGCUGACGUCAUCAGCCUGUGGGAGCAGCUGGAGCAGAGCGGCGACGACGCGCUCCUUCAAGGGGCCUUCUCCAAAUUCAAGAUCCACCCGCUGAAGGCCACGCAGGUCUGCCACGUGGAGCACCUGGCCAAGCUGGUCACCAUACACAGACAGAGGAGGCUGCCGAACAGCUCCGGCCAAUCACAUCCCAUCCUAGCGGAGGGAGUCCCAGCCGUGGAGGAGCUGCAUAGACUGGAGUAUGAGCUGGAUCCAGAUAAAGGUCCUCUUGGUUUACCAAAGCUGUGGGAGCUCCUGCCAGGUCUGCAGAACCUCCAGCACCUAGAUCUAGAGAACGGUAAUAUAGGCGACAAAGGGGCAGAACAGCUGGCUGAUGCUUUAGCCUCACAUUCCUCCCUGGAGAUACUCAAUCUGUCACAAAAUAGCAUAGGAGACCAUGGGGUGAAGAAAUUGGCAUCUACACUAAAGGACCUGCCCAAACUGCACUGUUUGAGCCUUUACAGUAACGUGAUUUCUGACCAAGGAGCGGAGAGUCUCGCUGCUGUCCUCCCACACAUGUCUUCUCUCACAGUGUUGGAUGUGCUGUACAACAAGCUGACGGAUGUCGGAGCUCAGGUCCUCGCAGCCUGUCUUAAAAACUGUAAAAAAAUUAAGCAUUUGAGAAUGUGGAACCAGUUCAUCCCUUACGGAGUGCUUGAGAGGCUCCACAAGCAGGACAGCCGCAUUCUUUGCGAAGCCACAUGAAACCUCUGGACCAACAGGCUGUGAACUGGUCCCUUCUCUGUUUACACUACGAACUACAUAAGUAAAACGUAUGCACUAUAAUAAACCAAAGGUGAAAGGAAUCUGCUGCUUUAGUGAACAGUUGAUCACCAAGGCAAUAAUGAAUUCUUCAGCAUUACACUGACCCCACAGCCGGCACUCAGGGAUGCGUGUGAUGCUCGAUACGCACAGUUGCACCAUGAUUGUAAGAGUUUGGUCAUUAUUCUGUGCUUUAUCUUUGCAUGGACUUAUCUGGCACUUUACUACUGAAGAUACAAGGUGUUAUGUUGGAUAUAUGUUCUCUUCUGACGCACCCCCACUAACCAUUUCAUGUUUGCUGAAUUUAUGUAUUAAAAGCUCUUUUUCACUUCCUUCUAA